AUGUCCCAACCAAACCCAACUCCACCGCCCAAUCUCCGCGACCGCGCCGCAUCCUACGCCCUAGCCUUUGCCGAGCUCAACGCCGCCUCACGCGCAGGCAAGACGCCGCGCAGCCAGCGUGCUCUCCUCGCCCAUCUCCGGACUGAAGAGGCGGCCGGCCGCGUGCCCGUCGGCUUUGCAAAGUUCUACCGCGCAUACUACGGGGCGAGUGCCGUCUUGGCCCUGGCCGUCGGUGUCGGGGUCGGGUAUGCCGGGUAUCGACCGAGCCUCGCAUCCGAGGUGCUGUCCUCCAGGCUCCUUAGCGUCAGAGGGUAUGGAACGUACCGUUGUACCAUGACGCCAAGCAUUGUCCUGGUACUUGCAGACACCAGAAGCAGACCACUGUAUGCAUAUACUUUUCACGUCGAGCCUGUGUCCAUUAGGAUGUACGGCGAUUCUACGUGGUCUUGCCGCGACGCAGUUGUGCAGUUCAUUUCCUGGCUGUAG
Molecule: messenger RNA, 486 nt
Organism: Cutaneotrichosporon cavernicola
Lineage: Eukaryota; Fungi; Basidiomycota; Tremellomycetes; Trichosporonales; Trichosporonaceae
Exons: 3
Coding region: 1-486 (161 amino acids)
Source: RefSeq, a predicted model, not a curated record